Messenger RNA from Cricetulus griseus (Chinese hamster), 933 nucleotides. The record is from RefSeq and is a predicted model, not a curated record. NCBI's taxonomy places the organism in Eukaryota, Metazoa, Chordata, Mammalia, Rodentia, Cricetidae.
AUGGAUAUAGACAACUGUUCUUCGCAGCCAGAAUUCUUUCUCUUGGGAAUUACCAGUAAGCAUGGCAUGAAAGUGCUUUUAUUCACAGUGUUUCUGGUUGUUUAUGUCACUAUCCUGCUGGAAAAUGUAGGAAUGAUCACACUGAUCAGGAUGGAUCCCCAGCUUCACACACCAAUGUACUUCUUCCUCAGCCACCUUGCCUUCUCUGACCUCUGCUAUUCCACUGCAGUUGGACCUAGGAUGCUGGUGGACCUACUUUCAGAGAAAUAUUCAAUUCCCUUUAUUGACUGUUUUCUUCAGCUCUUGUUUGUCUGUAUCUUUGUAGAUGUUGAAUGCAUGCUGCUGGCAGUGAUGGCCUUUGAUAGAUACAAGGCCAUUAGCAAGCCCCUGCUGUAUGCUGUGGACAUGUCUAGUAAGGUUUGCUACCAAUUCUUAACUUUAGUUUACCUAGCAAGUACUGUAGAUGGUUUGAUACAUACCACAUUGGCAUUCAGUUUAUGUUUUUGUGGCUCUACUCAGAUUAAUCAUUUCUUCUGUGAUUUACCACCACUCUACCUCCUUUCCUGUUCUGACACGCAAGCUAAUGAGCUGGUUGUUUUCACCCUUUUUGGUUUCAUUUUGUUGAGCACCAUCUCAGGAGUCCUAGUCUCCUACUGUUACAUCAUCUCAUCUGUAUUAAAGAUCAGCUCUGCUGGGGGGCGCUUCAAAGCUUUCUCCACCUGUGCCUCCCACCUGACUGCAGUUGGGAUUUUUCAGGGGACCAUGCUCUUCAUGUAUUUCAGACCUAGUUCUGCCUACUCACUAGACCAAGACAAAAUGACAUCAGUUUUUUACCUCCUCAUCAUCCCCAUGAUAAACCCUCUGAUUUACAGCCUAAGGAACAAGGAUGUGAAAGAUGCCAUGGUCAGGCUCAGAAAUAAAUGGUGGCUUUAA